CUUACAGGCUAUGUAUAUGUGCGGUCUGCGCGCAAAGGCAGCAUCUGCGCAAGAUAUUCCAACACACCGCUUCGAGUGCGCGUGUUUUCGUGGAGGAAAAAGCAUAACAUUCGUCGGGCGACGGUUGUGGGCUACAGAUGUGAUUUCGCUCACAGUAGGCUGAGCUUACAGUUUUUUUUGUUUGUUUCGUUGUCGCGUCUUCCAAACCGUGUGAUCGCGCAACCGUGUUGUGACGUGCAUUGUGUGGAUUUGUGUGCCUCUAUUGCGUAUGUGUGUACAUAGAAUUGAUCAUGCCAGAUCGAGCUGGCCACAGAAAUACAACGUACAACCCCGUACUUCAAAACGAUCCACACGCGCUGCUGCAUUCAAAUUGAGUACGGUUCUAGAAACAAAGUGAAAAACAGUGCAAGUGAGUGUGCGAGAACGAAGGAAAAGAGUACAGAAACAAACAUUUUAAGCAAACAAGCUGCAGAUUCGUCCGAAAAACGGGGUUCAAACGUACGGACAGUACAGUCCGUUUGCAGUAUCACAGCCAGUCCUCCUCUCCGACACCGUGGUUCGAAUGCUUUUCCCCAAAAAGGGUUUGUCAGUCUACUGCGAAUAGAAUCAAAUUAAGUGUCAAAUCGAACUAAGCUUUAACUUAGCAACAUGGCAAAUAAUGUGGCCGGACAACUGCUUGUUUAUGCGCUGCUGCUAUUCUUCGUCGUGGUGGCCGUAUUUCUUUCGUACGCAAUAAUUUUGCACACCGAGCAGUCGCAGAUGUGGAGUACGAUCAAGGAUCGUGGAGCCACGCGGACCAUGCCGAACGGAACUACAAACUACUGGUACUACAUUGUACGGGAUAUGGACAAGAUACGCAACAUGACGGACGUACUUCACAUGGAUCGUUCAACGCACAUCGUACCAACGCAGGUUGGCUUCAGGGUGGUCGGUAAGGAUUUCGAAAUACAUUUCGAUCGCAUCAACGUAACGCAUGCCGGCGACGAUGAGGGCUCCUCACAUCAACCACAGCAGGAUUACGUACCAACGCUCGUCAAACGCAAAACGUACGUGUGGGAGAUAACAAGACGUCAGCCUACCGCCAACAUUACGGUACCGGUGUUCCUGGGAAAGCACGACAAGCAAGCCAUUCCACCGUUUCAAAAUGCAAUUCCACCACCCGAUGCUGACGCCAAAAAAGAGUAGCUUGGCAUACCAACAGUGGUGCCCUGUUUUACCAGUAGUCCAGAAACGAAACAGUGUUUAGAGUAAGGUCAUAUUAUACCUCCAGUAAUGCUAUGUUCCGGGUGAUUCUUUGGUAAAAACCGGCUCAAAAGAACGUGAUUACGAUUGUUGUGAUUGUACGUGAUGAUGAUGGGUGACGAAUAACGAAUUUCUAAGUAGUCACCGCCAAUGGGCUUUUGCGAGUAGAGCAAAACAGGAAGCCAAAUGUGGAAAGAUGCUGGUUUGCUUAAAAGCUCAUAUAUUACGUUAUUUAACCUUUUCAUGCUACAUUUGACAAGACAAAGUAGUUUAUUAUCUUUCGUUAUAUUAUUGGACUUUGUUAUUCAUUGUUUGUUUUAAAAUGUAUGGAGCUUUCUCGUUUUGAAAUGUAUUUGAAUUACAUUUGAAUUUUGUGACACAAAAAUAAGAGAAAAAAAACAUUACAGGAAACACUUUUACAUUAUUCAAAUGAUGCAAUUGAAUUUAUAAAUUUAAAAGACACUGAUUAUAAACAUUCAUUUGGCAUAGCACUGAAAUGGAAAAAAAUAUUAAGUUAUUAGAAUUGCACAACUAUAACAGGUAUUUACCAAGAAUUUAAAAUUCACGAAAUGUAAAUCUUCAGCAAAGCUGCUAUGGAGUACGAAACGUGUAAAUUUUUGUAAUUGUUUAUAAUACAAUAUUAUGUAUGUAAAGAAAUGUGAUGCAGCAUCCAUGAAAGGCAUUUAUUGCGAAUUCGAGGCUGAGUAAUAAAAGUAGCUUUUUUAUUACUCAAACAAUUUCAUAUUUGUUAAAAAAUCUCAUAACGAAACGGAAAACGAUAAGCAUUUGUUACUUCGAAAUUGUAGAGAUCGUAUUAAUAAGAUUCGUCUAAUUCCAUCCGCGUACGCUUCAGUGCUCAAUGAACAUCAUCCAAAAACACCGUUAUCCAAUGCAAGAGAAACGCACUACCCAUGAAAGCAUCUCUAGCGAUAAUUAAUAGUCGACACAAAUGCUUCACGACUUUGACGAUUCCAGCCAAAUGGUUCCGCGACAUACAUAUGGUUUACGAUUGUAAAAAAGCCAUAAAAGAAGCUUCAGGCAAAGAUAAAAGAAUAUUGUAUUUAAUGGAUAAGUGGCGUCAUUUACCCAAACAACGACGAUAAGAUGUCAUACUAGAACAGAAAGAAUCGGAUGGGAGCAGCACGAGCAAAUGUUCCUUGACAUUCUAGAGACACUUUGACUAGCAAUGGAAGCUGUACUUUGAUAUGCAACAUUAAUCAUUCGCUCAUUUUCGGUAAGCUUCACUGCUGAUGACUCGCACAUCGGUGCAGGGUCACAGUACGAACGGAAUAAAAACACAAACCAGCACCGCUCGUUUGGUGAGAAAGAUUAAUGCAGUAAACAUUCGCGCGUACGAUCGUGCGUGUUUGCCCUCGAGUGUCAGAUGAAAUCGAAAGUGUCGCAUCGGUAAAUUGUGUAAAACCUACAAAUGCCAUUUACCUACAGGGCGUUCCACCCAAUUGAUGCGUGUGUGGAUCAAGCAAAGGCAUGCAACGUUACAUACCUCGCAAAACGCGUUAGUAAACCACACAAUUCGGUUUGCUUGCCGAUCCGCAAAGUGGAAGGCAGCAGGCAUCAAUUUAUUUUUAUUGCAUAACUUUUAGCAUGGCAGCAAAAUGAUAAGCGAAUGCAAGGAUGAAAUUCCAUUAAAUAAAGAAGAACUGAUUUAUUAUGUUAUUAAAGCGGUAAAUGAAAUGUUUUCAUAAUAUAAUUAAAACGAAGUAAAUAAAACGUAUAAUGAUUGUUUUAUAA
Molecule: messenger RNA, 2994 nt
Organism: Anopheles funestus (African malaria mosquito)
Lineage: Eukaryota; Metazoa; Arthropoda; Insecta; Diptera; Culicidae
Exons: 2
Coding region: 649-1185 (178 amino acids)
Source: RefSeq, a predicted model, not a curated record